Angiostrongylus costaricensis is the source of this 591-nucleotide messenger RNA. NCBI's taxonomy places the organism in Eukaryota, Metazoa, Nematoda, Chromadorea, Rhabditida, Metastrongylidae. The record is from the annotation of a GenBank genome assembly.
AUGUUAAUGAAGAACGGAUUGGUUUUGCAUGCCCCAUUCACGCUCAACGGAACGAAUAUCUCCGAUUGCUCCAGUUAUAUCCAGCUUGGUCGGGAAAUCAAUAUGGUGAACGACUUAGCUCCAGAGUUGAGCAGAAGGAAACGAGCGGGUUGGGGAGCUUUCAAGAGCAUCGAGGAUUAUAGUGGUGAGAACAAAGAACAUCCGACUCCGUGCCCACCUUUUCGACUCAACGGUACUUUCUGCGUUAACGUAGAUCAUCUAGAUCAGCACGACAUUUACACAUUGGAGAUAUUACCCGAUGGUUGUUCAAACUCCAUUCUAAUUCGUCUAGCACAUUGCACAACAUGGCCAGAUAAAGCCGUACCAGGCAGUGGUCGUAUGGUUCUUCGUCUGUUAAAGUGGAUGCAGGCACUUGAUGCGUUGGCGUCUGUGGCGGUGAUCAGCGGAGCCGGUGUAGGACGAGCAGGUACAUACCUUGCGAUAGAGCAAGUUUGCACUCGACUGUUUAAAGGAUUAGAUGCUUCGGCAAAAGUGCCAAAGUAUCGCAACGCCGUGUCGAAAUUCCACAGUGAAUUAAGUCAAGUAAUGUAA